This is a messenger RNA of Aethina tumida (small hive beetle), 1415 nucleotides long. RefSeq lists its product as uncharacterized. The coding region runs from base 15 to 590 and encodes 191 amino acids. The transcript has 2 exons. The record is from RefSeq and is a predicted model, not a curated record. Lineage: Eukaryota; Metazoa; Arthropoda; Insecta; Coleoptera; Nitidulidae.
UGGAGUCACACAAGAUGAUGUCGAUAUUUCCUGUGUUCCUGCUUUUGGGAGUGGUCUACGGCAGGCAGAUCGGUUCCUAUGGGAACGGGACGUACCUGCGUCCAAUCGUGACGCGAUCGGAGGAGCGUCGCAUCUGCGCCGAACUGUGCAUGGCAGGACUGGGUGGCGAGCCCUGCGGCGCCGACUGCGUCGACCUCACGCCCCAGGACUAUCCAGUGCAGUCCGAGACGGUCGUCGAGGCGUCAGAAGGGUCGAGACACCAGCCGCGGGAGUCCGCCUGUCCGGUCCUCUGUCGCAAUCGGCUCGGCUAUCCGCUGUGCAACUGUGACGACGAUGUAAAGCUGAACAAGCACGUGGACCUGCUGGAGGUAUGCACCUUCUACUGCCUCAGCUUCGACUACCAGCUGUCGGGAUGUCAGGACUGCGAUCUGGUGAAGAGCGCCAUCCGCAGCCACGACAAGUCCGGUCUCUCCGCCACCUACCUGAAGUCGACCAUCAACUGGAAUCUGUGGUGCCAGGCGAUGUGCUACACCGGAAACGGAGGUGCCGCCUGUGAAUGCGAUCUCCUGCCCAUGGCGGUGGCGGUCUAAGGAUGGUUACCUAAUUUGUUUGUAUCUAGUUCUUUGCUUUGCUUACCAAGUGUUUUAUUGUCCUAAUGUAAUGUUUAUCGAAAUCAAAUCACACGAUGUUCCUAUGCGUCUAGAUUGCUUUGUUUCGCAAUAGUGUUUUCAAUUUGUGCAUACCCGUUUCCGAUUGUGUUUCGGCCUCAAAAAUAGUUGUACCUGCAAAGAUUCUAAAGUAAUGUACAUAAACUAGGUUUAAGAAUGAAAAAAAAUUGUUAUAACAAAGUCACACGUCUUCCAAAUGGUGUACAUACAAUUUUGUAAAGUUCUAUAGAUCGUUGAUUUGUUAGACUUGUUUUAGAAAUUAUCCAUAGAUCUAGAAUAAGCAUAUCAUCGUUGGAAUUAAAUAUAACGAAUGCUUUUCCUGUAAAUAUGAGGUAUUGAAUUUUAUACUUUUAUCAAACUUCUUCCUACUUGUGGUCAAUACUUUCUUUUUAAUUGACGAUGUAACCUCUUAAAGCUUAUUUUGAGAAUUGUAUAAAGUCUAGGCAGAAAUUGUACAAAUAUACUAGAAUAGGAGUUGAUUUCAAUUUUGCUCAUUAAUUUUCGCAUUCAUCACUACUGUUGUGUAAAGACAAUAACUAACUAUUUUAGGAGAUGUAAAUUUUAAAUCUAAUACAUAUAAAUGUAUUGACGUUAACAUUUUAGACAUUGUGUAAUAAUGAAAUGAUCAUCAAUCUGGCUUUUAAAAGUAUUCGUUUAAAUGUUGUUAUUAUUAUGUUGUCAUCAGGAUUAAUUGUAAAUGUUAACAAAGCCAAGCGUAUUAAUUUAAAUAAACUUAAUGAAAUUGAA